AUGCAAGUUGGACCUGAAGCAAACUAUCCGCCACCGGUGAAAAGCAAUCUGACAAGGAAUGUAGCAAUUGUUGUGCUAAUUAUCGCAACGAUUCUGGCAUUAGCAUUGACAGCUAGUAUAGCACUUGUAUUUACAAUUGGUAAACCGACUAAUAAUAAUAAUGGAAAUCAAUUAUCAACAGUAUCUCUUGCCGAACCAUGCGAAUGUGGCUGUCCUGCUAUUAGUCCGCAAAUAACGACAAGAAUUGUUAAUGGUGAAGCAGCUGUUCCAAAUUCAUGGCCAUGGCAAUUAUUACUCGUCGAUUUUAGUAGCCAAGGAAUUCCUCUAUCAUAUUGUGGAGCAAGUUUAAUAACUCCUCAACAUGUUUUAACUGCUGCUCAUUGCGUCUUCGGUUGGUCACCUCGAUAUGUUGGUGUUCUAUCUCGUGUUCAUGAAUUCAAUAUUAGUUCAUGGUCGCCACAAGUCGCACAUAUGGCUGAACGUAUCUAUGUUCAUGAGAGUUAUGAUGAUGCAACGCUGAACGAUGAUGUGGCGGUGAUUCGUUUGAAAACACCAGUUGUCUUAGACGAUCGUUUGAAUUUAAUUUGUCUUGCAACUAGUGAUACUAGUAGUCAACCAUUGGUUGAAGGUGAUAAUCUUGUUGCAACAGGUUGGGGCGCAAUGGAAAGUGCUAAUCGUACACGACCAAGUGUUUUACAACAAGUUCGUUUACAAUUUGUGCCGCAAAGACAUUCUUUAUGUCAGCCAUUAGUAAGUUUUAAUGGUAGUUAUCGACCAGGACAAAUGUGUGCCGGUUUUCCACCGAAAUCAGUAUGUUUCGGUGAUAGUGGUGGCCCACUGAUACGUUCGAUCACUCAUCCCAAUGGUAAAACUUAUUGGCAACAGGUCGGUAUUAUGUCCGGAACAGUUGAUUGUGGUUAUCAAACAAAUUAUCCUGAUGUUUAUGCUCGAGUUAGCAGCUAUUAUCCAUGGAUUCUGGAUAAAAUUAGUAUUUCGUCUUAA
This is a messenger RNA of Adineta ricciae, 1002 nucleotides long. NCBI's taxonomy places the organism in Eukaryota, Metazoa, Rotifera, Eurotatoria, Adinetida, Adinetidae. The record is from the annotation of a GenBank genome assembly.